AUCGAUCAAUAAAGCUGUCGGGCUCGUCUUCUAUGCACAAUCUACUGUGUGGCGAGAUAUUACCUAUGGCAUUAAUGUCCGUGUUGAGCGAAACAGUAAAUGGCCAUGAAAUGGUAGAUCUAUGCGUAUAGGUAUUGGAAUACUCGUCCAGAUACUGUGCCCACAACCCAAGGCAAAUAUAGGACCUCAACGUGCUGGAUGCCGGUUGGUAACAGUUUUAAUUUUUGGUGUCAUGUCCAGGGCUGGGUGGAGGCGAGGUGCGAUAAAGUUUGGCACGUUGCGGCAACUGCAUCCGAAUAUUGCCCGAAAAGGGAGUUGGUUGAAGUUGGGUCAACAACGCGUCGACGCCGCUUGCCCUUCUUCUCCUUACUCUCUCCAUGCUGUCUUCUUGCCUUUCAUACCUCCCUUAUUUUCUGUAAUUUGUUUUCAAGGACCCCAUUUCACGACUUUGGCAUAUUCCAGUGUACCACCUUGGAGAGUAACGACUGAACGAACAGGUAACGAGCCCAUUAUGAACGAUCGACCAUAUACACUGCCGGAGGAGGAUCCUUUCAAUAUUACGCCCUUGGCCACGCAGCCCCACCACCGUUAUUCUAGCCUCUUCGAUAAAUGGCUGCAGGAACAGCAGAGGCAUGCACCCACCCUCGAGGACAUCCUUGAUACGUCAAUACCUGAAUCGUCCUCUGCUACCCCUGCUUUAUUAUCACAUCAGUACAUUGAUCCAAUGCAUCCGGAUGCACAAGGAUCAGUAGUCACUCUCAAUACCUAUGACUUUGUGGAGGAUGAUGAUAUUCCAGCAGAGGCCCAGGCAUUGUCAAGUCCACGGAGUACACGCUUUUUCCAGGCCUCACGAACGCUCUUCUCACCUCGACCACCAUCAACACCACCGUCAGCAACGCCAACUCGUACAUCAUUUCUGUCUCGCGUAGGCACUGGAUCAGCUUCUCGUCAGCAUAAACGGUCUUCAAGUGUGUCCACCUUGAGCAGCUCCGUGCCCCGGUCUCCCUCUUCUUCCAAAUGGCGUCCAAGCGUCCUCGGCCACUUUUCUUCCCAGGCCGCUGCUUCCCAGGCCUCCGUCACCCCGUCGCAGAACACCGUCUAUGCCCCUUCUCGUCCGAGUCUUUCAUCUACCAUCACAACCACCGUCACCUCUACUUCUGACCUCAGCAUCCCCGUGUCCCAGGUUUCCUUCGCCGACUCUGUCCGCUUCCAUGGAGUUUCCCACGGCGGCGCAUUCUAUGGCCUUAACAAAGAGUCGCUAUCCUCGUGUAGUUCCAACUUUGGCAUGGAGCCUGUCAAGCCUGUCAUGCCCAAGAAACUUAGGAAGGCACGCAGUAGUAUCAGGGUGCCAUUAUCUACCAGGUAUAUUGCGGAUGCAAAUAUUCCAAUCCAGGGAGACGGAAUCGGAGAGUUUGGUGCUCGCUUGCCAAAGGCAAAUCCUACCAGCCCUCAGAUAGCCUUUUCGGCGUCUGGAAAGGGGGGUACAAUGCCCCGCGUGUCCUUCGCCUCUUUGAGUACCCGUAAUUCAAAGAAGAAGAAACUCAUCGUUAGCGGUAUUGGCCCCGAUGACACGCGGAGAUUCGAGGGUGUGAAGCGUUGGUGCGAGUCCUUUGGCGAAGUUAGCCAAAUCAUGCGAAUGCCGAACGGCGACCUCCAUGUAUAUUUUCGGAGUGCCGAAGUUGCGGACACGGUGUGUCGCCUUCGAGCUAAGGUGUUUAUAGCCGGCGUCGGCAGUGUAAAUCUAUCAUGGUACGCUGGCAAUAAGCGUUGAUCGACAUACCCGCGCUCGAAGCCCUGUGAUUUGUACCUUGAAGCAUCUGUACAGCAGCCUACCCCGAUUACCCCCCAUAUCUAAUUGCAUUUCAGCUACGACCUGCUUUAGAAAACGACCAUAUUUCAUGAUCAAUUAUGCCCC
Desarmillaria tabescens is the source of this 1915-nucleotide messenger RNA. RefSeq lists its product as uncharacterized. The transcript is spliced from 6 exons. Bases 122 to 1771 code for a protein of 549 amino acids. Lineage: Eukaryota; Fungi; Basidiomycota; Agaricomycetes; Agaricales; Physalacriaceae. The record is from RefSeq and is a predicted model, not a curated record.